Molecule: messenger RNA, 2001 nt
Organism: Alternaria arbusti
Lineage: Eukaryota; Fungi; Ascomycota; Dothideomycetes; Pleosporales; Pleosporaceae
Exons: 2
Coding region: 1-2001 (666 amino acids)
Biological process (GO): RNA polymerase II preinitiation complex assembly; DNA-templated transcription initiation
Cellular component (GO): SLIK (SAGA-like) complex; transcription factor TFIID complex; SAGA complex
Molecular function (GO): TBP-class protein binding; protein heterodimerization activity; DNA binding
Source: RefSeq, a predicted model, not a curated record
AUGAGCGAAUCCCAGCCACAGCAGGCCAGCGGCGGCCAGCAGCAAGGUCAACAGCUGCUACGCCCCGAUGACAUCCUCAAGCUACAAUGUCUUCCCGAAGACGAGAAGCAAAAAUACCGCUCAAUCAUGCAAGGCUCUUGGAAUAUCUUCAACAACAACCCGCCGGGCAGCCAGGAGAACACCACGGCGCGUCAGAAGCUGACGGACUGGUCGCAAAAGUUCAUCGCGCGCGAACGCCAGUAUCGCGCAAAGAUGAAGGCACAGCAGCAACAGGGAAAUCAGAACCAAGGACAGGCUGGACAGUCGAGUGCAGCAGGCCAGCAGAACCCCAACGCGGUCAAGCAGGAAGGAGGUCAGGGUUCGAACGGAGGAGCUGGCGGUGCCGGCGCGCAACCCACUCAGCAAACCCAAGGACAACAGCCCAACCAAGGCCAGAACCCAGGACGCGGCCAGGUUGAUCCUGCUAUCGUCAAGCAUGUUCACGAGUUCCCCAUGCAGGGACCCACGAACGGUCCGGCGCCAGGCACACCCGAGUACGAGAUCAAAAUCAAGGAGUACCGGUCUGGUUAUCUUAACAUGCUUGCCAAACAAGCUUCCUUCAACGAGCAGAGGCGGAGGCUUGUUCACCAACUUACCGAAAGGCAGAACAAUGGACAGGAACUACCCCAGGAACAGCUCAUGAUGAAGGCCAACAUCGAGAAGGAGUCUGCUAAGAUCAAGGCCCAGAUUGACAAGUUCCGUGCCAUGCAGAAGCAAUGGAAGGAGGAGCGCGAGGGAAAUGCGCAACCCCAGGCUCAGGCGCAACCUCAAGGCCAGAACACAGCGCAAUCCCCCCCACAACAGCAACAGCAGCAGCAACCGCCGCAACAACAGCCCCAAGCGCCUCAGCGCCAGCCUUCACAACCUAACAUGCCAGCGCAGCCCCAAGUGAAAGAGGAGCCGCAGAUCAAGAUUGAGGGCGGACAGACACUACAACCACAACCCCAACAACAAUCGCAAACUCAACCCCAACCACAACCUCAGUUCAACAUGCAACAAAACCAGGGAAACCACCAGCAAGGCCCGCCGCAACAGCAGCAUAAUCAACAACACAACCAGCAGAUGCCGCCUUCACUUCCGCAGCAGCAACAGCAACAAAUGCAGCAAGGACAGCAGCAAGCUCGACCUCCGCCAGGGCCUCACUCGCAGACGAUGCCUCCAGGCCAGAUGCCGCAAUUUGCGCAAGGACAGCAGCAACAGAACUUCCACCAGCAACAACAGCAGCGACCCCAGAUCAACCCCAUGCAAGCGAACGCGCACCAGCAGAGCAACUCACCACAUCCUCAAUCCGCCGCCUCGAACGCGCCCGGCCCACCAAUCCCUCUCUCCCACAGCGCCGCCGUCAGCGCCGCGAACCGCUCCUACACCGACCCGCAACGCACUAACACACCCAUGCAGCAAGGCGGACAGGGCGGUAACUUUGGCAGUCGCGAGCGCGAGCAGCUUAAUAACCCCAAGAUGCCCAUCCCACGCCACCUUAACGUGACCUCACCCCAAGCCGUCCACAUGGGCCAAUCCCGACCUACUAUGAGUGGUCCUACCAACGGCGCCCCAGGACCCAUGGGCCAACCUGUUAUCCCACGUCCACCCCCCUUCCAACUCGAAGGCGAAGGCGAUCGUGUGCUCAGCAAGCGUAAGCUAGACGAACUCGUGAGACAGGUAACCGGUGGAUCAGAAGAAGCCCUAACACCAGAAGUCGAAGAAGCCGUCCUCCAACUCGCCGACGACUUCGUCGACAACGUCAUCAGCAACGCGUGCAAGCUUAGCAAGCUGCGCGACUCGCCCCAGCUCGACAUCCGCGAUAUCCAAGUUAUACUUGAGCGCAACUACAAUAUCCGUAUUCCAGGAUAUGCGUCUGAUGAGGUGAGGACGGUGAGGAAGAUUGUGCCGGCGCAGGGCUGGGCGAACAAGAUGAGUGCGGUUAAUGCGGCGAAGGUUAUGGGUGGGAAGGCGGACUUUUAG